AGAGGAGACGAGAGGAGAGGAGGGGAGGACGAAGAGGGAAAAGACUCGAAGAGAGGAAGGGUGACAAAGCCCCCUUUUUUUUCUCCGUUAAAAAGGGGAGAGAAAAAGGGGAGAAUUUCCUUUUGACAAGGCACAUAAGCACAAGCGCAAGCGGCAGCAGUGGGGGAAAAGGAAUCCCCGCACGAGCUAGCCCUCCCUUCACUCUCUUUUUCUUUUAUCUUUGUUGCUCCGUCGCGCAUUAAUUUUGAUCCCUUUCUCAUCUGAAGCUGAAGCUGAGAGAAAACGGAAUGCUACACACAAUUUGGAGUCUUCCUCUCUGCCAUUAGUUUUCUGUGGAGUGUCAUUUUCCCAUAUAUACUCUUCUCAGCCUAAAUAAUCCCUUCCCGAGCAUCAAAGUUUCUGUCUCUCAUCCACAACUAGCUCCCAAACAUUGACAUGCAUCCUCUCUCUCUCUCUCUCUCUCUCUCCCUGCAAAUUGAGCCUUUCUCUUCUCCCAUCCAUCCUUCAAAUCCUAGGGGAUAACUAAAAUCUCUAUAAAUAAUAAUAAAAAAAAACCUUCUUUGUUUGUUUUGCUCUUAAUUAGUCCUCUUAUCUUCUUUAAUUUUCCCAAUCCUUAACUAGCUAGUCUGGUAAUUCUUGUCCUGCUUAGCUUCUCAAACCUAGGAGAGCUAGCACUCCAAGAUCCUUCCAAAUUGUUUGUUCUUUUGCUUUCUUCAUAUAUAUAUUGAUCGAUCAGGUAGCGAACACAGACAACACAAGCUGCUCCAAACCCUCGUCUGCCUCUUUCCCCCCCUCUCUCUCUCUCUCUCCUUUCUUCUUCACUUUGGAAACAAGAUCCUUUCUCUUCUUGCUCUCAACACUUUGUGAUUCAUUAGGUAGAUAUUGUAAUGUCCAAUUCCAGUCGGCCAUCGAGAAGAAAGCCUUAAUCGAGCAAGGAGUAGCGGAAAGGAGGGGAAGGAGACAUGGAAAUGCCAAUGGAGACCGCCAUGACGACGUCAUCGCCGGACCUCUCCUUGCACAUCAGCCCUCCAAACGUCAGUCCUGCUGCUUCAGUAAUUUGUGCAACCGCCAGCGAGUCCUCCCGCAGCUUCCUGGAGGACGUCGAAGAUGAUGCCGCUCGCACCGAGCUCUCUCUUUCUUACCCUUCCACUACGGCGCCGACAGCCGAAAGCAUGCGGUGGCCGCCGCCGAGAUUGUCGGAGAACCACCAAUCGCAUAUGCCGCAGCUGGAUCGCUGCCACAUUACUCACCGUGCGAUCGGGGGCACCUCCUUCGAUGGGCUGACGCCGAUAAAAGGCAUCCCAGUCUACAACACAAAUUGCAGCAGCGCGGGGGCCAGCACGCCGCCUCUCCCUUUCUUCCCCUCCGAUCCAAAGCAUCAAGCUGCUGCCUCCGCCUUCUCCUCCCACUGGCCCUCCUCCUCGUCGUCCAAUUUCGACGCGAUGCCGUCGUCCUCAUUCCUCGCCCCCAUACCUAGCGCAGGCGCGUCUCCUUAUCACCGUAUUCUCCCUCACCACCCGUCGUCGCGGAUCAACGGCGCUGCCUUUUCACCGGAGCUUCUGAUCAAGAACCACCACCCGCACCAUCAUCAUCAGCACUUCCACCACCACCACUACAACAAUUACGGCAUGAUCAGGCCCUUCGAAGCUUCCAAUCACGCCAGCAUGCUGAUGCGGUCGCGGUUCCUCCCGAAGCUGCCAGCUAAGCGCAGCAUGCGCGCGCCGCGGAUGCGGUGGACCAGCACCCUCCACGCCCGCUUCGUCCACGCCGUCGAACUCCUCGGCGGCCACGAGAGGGCAACUCCAAAGUCGGUUCUCGAGCUCAUGGAUGUCAAGGACCUCACUUUAGCUCAUGUGAAGAGCCAUUUGCAGAUGUAUAGAACUCUGAAAACCACUGACAAGCCUGCUGCUUCCUCAGGCCAGUCAGAUGGCUCAGGCGAAGAGGACUUAUCUCCGAGCAAUGUUGAUCUCAACAUAGGACGGCAGAUUAUGGAGCACAGAGUCUCAGAUGGAGCUAAAACCUUGGACUUCCCUUCCACCAUUGCUAACACCUCUACUAAGUGGACUAACUCAUCAAGCCUGAGUGGAUGGACUCAAAAGAGCUGUGAGCUAGAUGGGGUGCGUCCAGCUGAAUUCUCCUCAUCUGACAUUGAGGAUAAUGAUCCUUACAAUCAACCAGGAGCCUCAGAAGAACUCAGAAAUCCUAGCUUGGAGUUCACUUUAGGUAGACCAGAUUGGAAUGGGACUGAGCAUGUUUGAUAUAUAUGAUAUGAUCAUUUUGGUAUUUUAGAUAUAAGCAUCACGCCAAACUUUAUAUUCACGCAAUAUAAUUAAUGGAGGGGGAGAGGAAAGGAGGGUCAUAUGAUGCCAUGAAGAUGCACUGAAGCUUGCUACAAAUUGAACUUGGUCUCUAGCUCUUGCAGAUAGCAGUAGUACAGUACUUUCGAGCCAUUCUCCUCUUUUUCCUUUCUCUUUUGUCUGAUUAAACUUUAGUCACUGGCAUGGCAUAUGACUAAAGGUGAAGGUGGUCAUGGGGUUAUUUUACACAUGGAAAGUUGAAAUUGUAAGACGUAAAAAAAAGUUAAAGGUAGAAAUUGUAUGGUUGAGGCAACAAGCACAGUAUAAAUUAAUUAAUCUACUUUCUCCAAUAUUGGCUAUAUAUAUCACUUUCAUUAUCAA
Messenger RNA from Zingiber officinale, 2678 nucleotides. Its product is annotated as transcription repressor KAN1-like. Gene Ontology annotation, cellular component: nucleus. Gene Ontology annotation, biological process: regulation of DNA-templated transcription; abaxial cell fate specification. NCBI's taxonomy places the organism in Eukaryota, Viridiplantae, Streptophyta, Magnoliopsida, Zingiberales, Zingiberaceae. Bases 963 to 2258 code for a protein of 431 amino acids. The record is from RefSeq and is a predicted model, not a curated record. Gene Ontology annotation, molecular function: transcription cis-regulatory region binding. The transcript has 6 exons.